Molecule: messenger RNA, 1650 nt
Organism: Brettanomyces bruxellensis
Lineage: Eukaryota; Fungi; Ascomycota; Pichiomycetes; Pichiales; Pichiaceae
Exons: 1
Coding region: 1-1650 (549 amino acids)
Biological process (GO): transmembrane transport
Cellular component (GO): plasma membrane
Molecular function (GO): transmembrane transporter activity
Source: RefSeq, a predicted model, not a curated record
AUGCCCACAGACCAACCUCCGGCAUAUAGAUCUGUAAGAUUACCCGAAGAUGGGGAUGGAGCUGAUCUUCCUCCAGAUUACACACCAGAUUAUGACUUUGAAAAGCCCAAAAUUCCAACCGAUUCAAACUCGUUUGAGGAGUCGUUCAAGAUUGAAUCGCCUAAAUACAACGAUAAGGCGUUUACAGUAGUCUUUAUAUUCGUCUUGGCUGCCUUUGCAUUGCUCACAUUUUACUGUUUUAGAGACCUUACAUUGAGAAAUUCUGGAGAGUCCUUUUCUGCCACAUUCCGCACUAUUUUCACACAAGGCGACAUCCAGAGCCUUUCAAAAACAUCCAGGAGGAACAACAGGGAUUUACUACUGCUUAUACUAGCUACAAUUGGUGUGCCAAUAUUAUGUUCGAUGCUUUCUCUUCUGAUUGCAUACGGCUUCCCGAUGUUUUUUGUGUUUUUGGGCUAUUUCCUAAUUCCAUUUACCUUGUUUAGUGCAGGAUUUGCACUUCUAGCCACUGGAUCUCAGAUGGGUGGACUUUUAAUGCUUGCAUUUGGUGGGUUUUCGUUGAUGUUCAUCUACCAAAACUAUUCAAAGCUCAGCUUCACUUCAUUAAUGUUGAAAAUUGUCAUUUCUGUGAUGAGACUGCAUCCAUCCACCAUUUUGAUCUCAUUUCUUGGUGCCCUCACAUCUGGAUUGUUCGGAAUUAUCUACCUUGCUAUGUCUGCAAUUAUAUUGAGCGACAGAAUGGCUGUUGACAACAGUACCUUCUCUGUUAGUGAUGGAAACAACGACCAAUCCUCAGUUUCCAAUCUUUCGUGGGCCGUUUACCUUUUCAUAAUGUUUGUUGGCUACUAUGCUUUUGAGGUUAUCAAGAAUCUCGUGCAUGUCACAACGAGUGGUGUGUACGGAUCAUGGUAUUUCUUUGAAAAGUCGGCGCUUAAACCUCUCCAUCCUGCACUUAGUGCAUUUAAAAGAGGUAUCACAUAUUGCUUUGGCAGUAUUUGCUUUGGAUCACUUAUCGUGUCGCUUAUCAAGGUUGUCCGGCAGAUUUUAAACCUUCUCAGGGCAAAAUUAGAUGAGAGAAGAAUGGGAAGAUCGGAUGACGACAAUGAUGAUGAUGGAAUGAACAGUCUUGUUUACUGCUGCUUGAGCACUCUUCUUUUGUUGUUUGACUUCUUCUUCUCCGAGGCUGAAUAUUGGAUUAAGUGGUUCAACCAAUAUGCAUAUUCGUAUCUUGCUCUUUACGGAGAAGACUACCUAAAGUCAGCCAAAGACACUUUUGAGAUCUUCAAGUACAAGGGUAUGUUCAUUUUGAUCAACGACUGUCUUAUUGGUGCCACAUUAAGCUUCUACGCUAUUCUCAACUGUAUUUUGAGCUCCUCCGUGUUUAUGACCCUCAUAUAUGCAUUCCAAAAGUACACAGACGUUGCACCUGAGUUUAUGAUCGCAGGCUUUGUCCUUCAGAUCCUCUUGGCAUACUUCAUCACCUCUAUUACUCUCAACACAAUUAACUCCGGAUUCAUAACAUUCCUGAUUGCACUAUGUAUUCAACCCGAAAAAUUCGACCAGGAUUAUCAUGCUUAUUUCGUCAAGAUGACAAACUACUAUCCAGAAAUAAGUCAGUCUUUGCGUGUGCCCUUCCGUGAAACAGCAUGA